Molecule: messenger RNA, 2360 nt
Organism: Frankliniella occidentalis (western flower thrips)
Lineage: Eukaryota; Metazoa; Arthropoda; Insecta; Thysanoptera; Thripidae
Product: putative fatty acyl-CoA reductase CG5065
Exons: 8
Coding region: 653-2194 (513 amino acids)
Biological process (GO): long-chain fatty-acyl-CoA metabolic process
Cellular component (GO): peroxisome
Molecular function (GO): alcohol-forming very long-chain fatty acyl-CoA reductase (NADP+) activity
Source: RefSeq, a predicted model, not a curated record
AGGCGCGUGCAGGGCCGGAAGGCUUUGCGGGCUAGGGGCGCAUACUGUUAAGCAAAGUGAGGGCGGGAGGUCAAUCGGUCGGGAGGUAACAGAUAGUCAGUCAAUCAAGUCGAGGUGCCAAAUCGAGGUCGGGUCGGACCGGCCGGGCGCUGUCCCCUGCUCCUGCUGGAUGCAAGCGCGUAUACGCACGUGGUCACCCCACCCCCACACACGCACGCACGGGCACGGGCACAUACACGCACACACGUCGUGAGGGGGCUGCCCCGAGGCGACGCAUCAACCGAUAAAAUCUGUGCGGUGAAAGGGGGCGGGUAACACAGGGCGUGUGCUGCAACGCGAACGACGACAAAGUCGACCAAGUGCCCGUCCAGCUGCGCGACGUCACCACGGCUAGUACCAGUAGUGCGCAGUGCUGCCGCCAGGAGCUGAGCGAUGGAGCUGAACUCGGCACGCCAGCUCCAACGCACAACCACUCAAGCAUCUGCACCCAGCGGACGAGCACCACGACAGCCACUCCACCAGCGACCGGCCCUGAACAACUGGCCCCCCACAACAAGUGGCUCCCAACGUAUCUGAGCAGUCUUGCUUUCAGGGGUCAGCCCGCGAAAUUUCACCCACUAUUCAUCUGCGACGGGGCUUCUGCUAGUGAAACAUGGACGUCAGCUCCGGAGCCUCCAGCUUCCUGAUGGGGACCUCCGAGGCAGCCGGGGUCGCCGACUUCUACCGCGGGCGCGGCGUCCUCGUGACGGGCGCCUCGGGGUUCAUGGGCAAGGUGCUGGUGGAGAAGCUGCUGCGGUCCUGCCCGGAGGUCGACACGGUGUUCGUCCUGCUGCGGCCCAAGAAGGUCCGCGGGGUGCAGCUCGGGGUGCACGAGCGGCUACAGGGCAUCCUGUCCGCCCCAGUGUUCGACGCCCUGCGCGGCAGCCGGCCGGAGGCCCUCUCCAAGGUGGUGGCCGUGGCCGGGGACGUCUCCAUCCCGGGCCUCGGACUCUCGUCGUCGGACCGGGCGCGGCUCAGCGCGGCUGUGACCGUCGUGUUCCACGUGGCCGCCACCGUCCGCUUCAACGAGCACCUCCGGCUGGCCUUCCAGAUCAACGUCCAGGGCACGCGAGCCGUGCUUGACCUGUGCCGCGGCAUCCCUGGGCUGGUCGCGCUGGUGUACGUGUCAACCGCGUAUUGCAACUGCACCCGGAAGGAGGUGAUUGGCGAGGUGGUGUACCCGGCGCCGACCACCGCGGACGCCCUGCAGGCGGAGCUCGACCGGAGGGACGACAAGCAGCUCGAGAACGAUACAGCCAGCCUGAUUGGAGAGUUCGCCAACACGUACACCUUCACGAAAUGCAUCGCCGAGAACUUGGUGAUGGAGGAGGGCGUCGGUCUGCCCGUGGCCAUAGUCAGACCAUCCAUCGUGUGUCCGGCCGUGAGCGAGCCCCUGCCGGGGUGGGUGGACAACGUCAACGGACCCGUGGGGCCUUGGGUGGCGAUCGGCAAGGGGACGCUGAGCUGCGUGUUCGGGGACGCCGACGCGGUCGCGGACCUGGUCCCGGUGGACGUCUGCAUCAACCUGAUGGUGGCCGCGGCGUGGGGCUGUGCUGCCAGCAGCGCCGCCGAGCUCACGGUGUACAACUGCGUGACGGGCGCCACCGUGCCGGUGACGUGGGGCCGCACGACAGGCCUGUGGGUGGACGCCGUGCGCCGCCGGCCGUACGCCAGCACGCUGUGGCUGCCCUCGGCCUCCUUCACCACCUCGCGCCUCAAGCACCGUCUCUGCACCGCGCUGGGGAAGACCUUGCCGGCCCACCUCAUCGACCUGGCCGCGCAGGCUGCAGGGAGGAAGUCUCCGAGAUUGGCCCACCAGAUCAGCAGACAGAUGCGUAUGAUGAAGCCGCUAGACUUCUUCACCACGCACCAGUGGUCCUUCACGAACGACAAUGUUCGGUGUCUGUGGUCGAGGAUGGGCGGUGCGGACCAGGAGACGUUUCCCUUCGAUGUGUCAACCCUGAACUGGGAAGAGUACAUGGGGACGAUCCUGGCCGGCACGAAGACGUACCUACUUAAGGAGCAAGAUAACGAUAGGUCGGGGCUGCAGUCCCGGCUGCGCAGAAUGGACGCGCUUUACCGGCUGGUUGUCCUUCUCUCAAUACCAUUACCGGUUCUUUGUUUCCUGGCCGGAUCGCUCCACUCCAAAUUGUAAAUGUAGUGCAAUCCAAUUCUGAUCUCAUUGUGUUAUUGUUUUUAAGAGUUUAUUUAAAUUAUGUUGUCAUGCGAUAGUCAGUUCCUAGUAGAUGAAAUACGGAAUAUCAAAGCAUGAUUUUUUAUCGUUCUGACUACUGCAAUAAAUUUUAUUAAUAGAUACAAAA